This is a messenger RNA of Osmia lignaria (orchard mason bee), 4666 nucleotides long. RefSeq names its product transmembrane protein 47. Gene Ontology annotation, biological process: cell-cell adhesion. The record is from RefSeq and is a predicted model, not a curated record. Gene Ontology annotation, cellular component: membrane; cell-cell junction. Lineage: Eukaryota; Metazoa; Arthropoda; Insecta; Hymenoptera; Megachilidae.
UGCUUUUAUAUUAAACAUUAUCGAAAUCUGUUAAAAAAAAAAAAAAGAAAAUGAGAGUAAUCAGUUAAGAAAAUGAAAUUGUUUAUACGAUUAUGAUAAAGAAAAAUUUCCUGUAAAUGGAACACGCUCGUCUCAAGUUUCGUCUAUAUUAAAAAGCACCCUCUACCAUGUACGCGCACUGCGCCACGACCUUUAAUGGGCGCAGCUUCCCUGGAACCCAAUUACUCCCCCAACUUCGAACAGAGAGUAUCUCUGACUGACCUCGCUAAACGAACAACUUUUUUACAUUUCUGACGAGCAUUCAGAGAAAAACCCGUGAUAAUAAUGUAAUUCGCGCGAUAUUCAACCCGACGCGGCGAAAAAAUUCUUUUGUAAAUUUGAUAAAAGUACGUAAAACGUGAAACGUGUUUACCUUGGAGGUGUUUGUCAUUCGUGAAAGUUUUACCACUUUGAACAAUCUCUAUAAAUGCUUUGUUGUCUAUCGAGGGUGGUUCGUAAAAAGGUAUACGAUGUUCCGUAAGUGGUGUUUGUCACAAAAACCAAAAAACCAGUGAAUUAGAAACGGAUUUAAUUGAAUAUUAAAUUCCUCCUUUCAUCCAUUGGGACUAAUCUUUACAAGUGUACUGUGGAUCUACGAUGAUCAUGUAUACAGUCGCGGAAGAUCACAUGGGCGAUACCGAAAUCGCACAGGUGAUAGCAUUUAUAUGUGGAAUAAUAGUGAUACUGUUGAUGAUAAUGGGUUUAGCUUCUACAGAUUGGUUAAUGGCAUUAGGAUGGAGACAGGGUUUGUUUGCACAUUGCAUAGAAGAAGGUGCUCCUACACCUGUACCAUUUAAUUUGCCAGAUACAGCUGGAUGUUAUCAGGCUAGAGAUGUUGCCUAUAUGAAAGCAGCUGCUGCCUUGUGCGUGGUAUGUUUGUUAACAGAUAUUGCUGCAACAAUUCUCACUGGUCUUGGUUUAAGAUCUCAAGAUAACCGUGAGAAGCAUAGGUAUUACAGAUUUGCAGUCUUCUGUAUGGGUUUUGCAUUGGUAUCCCUCCUAAUAGCCUUAGUAGUAUACCCUGUGUGUUUUGCUACAGAACUUAAUCUCGGAAAUCGAACGUCUUGGGAAUUUGGUUGGGCAUAUGGAGUUGGUUGGGGUGCAGCUAUAUUUUUGUUCGGUGGAGCUGUGUUGUUAUUAUGCGAUAAAGAAAGCGAAGAAAUUUAUUACAAAGAACGAAAGAUCGUACGCGACGAUAUCGGCGGUGGAGGUUCUAUGAUCGGAAUGGGACAUCAUGGUGGACGAAGUGGGACGCAAUUAGCCUAGUGGCAUUGCUCCCUGCCCGACGUUGUUCUCUAGGUGAUUAACAUUUUCUUUUUCUGUCCUCACCAUUUGAUAUAUAUGUGAAGAAACGUACACACGUAUAAGAGCAAAUGGUUUUUAUACAUAUGGUGUACUUGUUAUGACAGCAUAUAUUGGACAUAAUUAUCACUUUGAUAUAGAACGUUUAAAACAUCAGUCCAUUAUUGGAUGUUUGACGAAACGAGGUUUGUAAGUUGACUGAGACUUGAUAAAUUUAUUCAUGGGUUACCAAUUUCCACGUUUUUCAUAGCAACAAUUUCGGGACCAUUGUUAUUUUUAGUUUACUGUAGUAUUGUUUCUUGUGUAUAUUAUAUAAUUACAAAUAUUUUUUACACGGUAUAUUUACAUUAUUUUUUUUACUGUACUGAUUAACUUUUUUAUACUAUUAUAACGGUAGCAUUGAUGCUGCGUUAAUUUGAAUAUCGCUUGAUAACAACGAUAUAUUUACUGUUGCUACUUAAAUUUGUUGAUUUACAUUAAUAUAACUUUCACUGUGCCUCCAUUAACGGUUUAUCGUGUUUGGCUAGCUUAAAAAAUAAUCUUUGCUAUUUGAAAAACAAAAAGUCGUAUUUGUGUACUUAAUAUCAAUUUGAUAUUUCAUUGUUUGAGGACAUUCUGAUAACGAUUUCAGCGAUAAGAAGCUAAAAAAUAUGCGAGUAAUUAAUAUAAUUAUAGUACAAGAACACUGCCCUUCUUUAGUCAAGUAAUGAUUUUUAUGUUCAUUAAUUUCAUUUUUACGUAACAAUUGCAGCUUCGAUUUAACUAGUAUUUAUUAUGUUUUAGUAUAUUUCCUAUGUGUGGUAUGUACAUAUACAUAUUAUAUGCACAUAUAAUUAGACGCUACUAAUUUAUUAUUCGCUUACAUUUACUUUUUCAUAUUAUUAUUAUUAUUAGAAGUGAUAUAUGCUUUAAUUAAUAUGAUUUAUAUUAUUGUGGUAUUUACCAAUAUUUUUGGUAUAAUGUUACGAACUAGUAAUGUUUACUACUUAUGCUUCCAUGUGUUUUGCAAUAAAUUUUGGCCAAAAAUUGUUGUAAAUGACAUAUCGUAUGAUUGCAUAUACGCACAGAAGUUAUAUAAAUGAAAUUAUAAAAAAUCAAAUUAGGUAAACUAAUCUUGAGUAUUCCAAAAAAGUAAAAAUAUUAAUUAUAAUAAGAUUACAUACUUGGGCACACUUGUUAAUUAUUACGAAUAAGAAUUUCUGAAAUAAUUUUUUCACCAGUAUGAGUAAUUACGUAUCAGCAGCAAAAUUAUUAACGUUUAUAUUACAUCGUAUCAAUUAUUUUUAUAUUUAUACAAGUCGAUCUAAAGUCUUCCUUUAUUUUUCAUAAAAAUAUAAAUGCUUCUUUAUUGUUUUACGAAACAUGCAAAUGCUACCUCUGAUAAAUUUUCAUUUUUCGAGUACCAUUAAGUUAUAGAUACGUUAAUUAUAUAAAAAGUGCGCAAAAGAAAGUAAAGGAAAAACACGUGUAAUUCUUUCGUACGAAACAAAAAAUACUAUUUAGUUUAUCUGCGUACAAAAUUUAAUUUAAGUUUCAUGUUAAACGCGAAGGAAAAAGUUCAGAUGUUAUUGAGAAUGAAUUUACUAAAUUAUGGACAUUAAGCAAGACAUGUAUGCAAUGUGAGAGCUGACAUACGUAUGCGUUAUGAUGUUUCUGAUGAUAUUUUCAAUAUUAUGUAAAAAAUGUAAUAUUGAAAAUUCAUUAAAUGUAGUCGGACGUUGAUACAGUUUCUAACAGUAUUAUGUAUUUCAUAGUAACUCUUAAUUGGUAACCAUUUAUUUUUUUCAUUAAUCGAAUGAACGGUUUAUAAUUUUUACCCAUUGCCUGUAAGGAGAAGUUUAACUUCCUCACAAGUCGAGUAUAUUUUAUGUUUAAACACAGCACUGAAUAUUUAAGUGUGCGAUGGAAUAGAGACAGCUCGGGCAGGUAUUAUGUAUUAUGUUAUCUGCAUUACAUACGUGUACGUAUAUGUAUAUAUAUAGGUAUUUUAUAAAUACAUGUAAUAGAAUAAUAUACUUGCAGUUAUUGCAAUACUCUAAAGUCUAAAAAAAAAAGGAAUAUACAGCUCAUAUAUGCAUUUUGCAUAAUGUGGCUGAUUGAUCAUGCUUUAUAUGAGACAAAAAGGAUUUAUAUUUUAAAGCUAAGAGUUAUAGUGUGUUUGAUUCUUUACCAAACACUGGUCGAUUUGCGCCUUUCAAUUUUGAUAUACUUUUAACAAAAUGAAGUACCAUAUAAGACUAAACGUAACCAAGUAUUUAAAUAUGUUUAAAAAAAGUAACAAAUGAACCAUUAAUAUGUUAAUUAAGUAUAUAUAUAUAUAUUAUACAGAAAAGUGUACGCAUAAAUGAAAGAUUUCAAGUUGUUGUUAACUGAAUACAAUUUAUACAUCUUCUCUGCUAUACUUUAUCUCUUAACUAUUUUGAAGCAAAACAGAAAGUACUACUCCUAAUGCAACUAAUUUAAAGUUUCAAAAUUGUCUAAUCAAAUCUACUUGAAAUUUCAAUUUGCGACUAAAUAGUUUCUAAACUUCCAGUUAAGCUUUAAUUUUCUUUUUAUGUAAAAAAAAAAAAGUAAUACUUUAUCAUAUGCUUACACUUCUGUAGUAGAAUGUCAAUGUAGAUAAUAGACUAUUGCUUAAUACUUUACUGGCAUUGUCAUAAGUAAACAGAUGAAAUGAUUGUAAUUAAAUGAGUAUAGAUAUAACGUAGUAUUAAUAGAGCACCAUAUCAGAGUAAAAAACAUUAGUUGUUUGUUACAUGUAUAAAAUCAAUUCUCUAUCGUGUAUAGUGAAUGAAAAGUAAUGAAAUGAAGUAUACUAUAAGUCUAGUUUAACUUCUGUAACAUAUUCUUUUUUACGAAAUCAUAUUAAUAUAAAACUGAAGUUACAUGUUUAAGAAAAAAACACGAUAGAGAAAACAUUUCUUUUCAGACAACUGUUUAAACUAUAGCACUUUUUUAAUUUGUAAAUCGUAAUAAGAUAUCCGUCGAAAAUUUUGAAUGAUUAUUUACAAAAUGAAAGAGGAAUGCAUUGUAGCGAUGAAUUUAUGAAUUUUAAACCGAAGUAGUAGAACGUAAUUUACUGGAUAGAUAAAACAUCUCAUAUUGUAUAGUACACGUAUCGUACUUAUUCCAUGCAUAUCGUAGUGUGUCACGAAACGUAUUGACGUGAAAACAAAUAAAUAAUGUGUAAAUUCAUUUUCCUUGUCGAGAAAUGUUCAAAGCGAUAUCGGUAGAACUAUACGAAUGAAUUAUUUAUGCGCCAUAUUAUAAAAUGUAAACAUAUCGUAAUAUUGUACAAAGAAAUAAACUAUAUAUCUGAAAAAAA